AUGGAGAAAAAACCAUCCGUGGGCUAUUUGGGAAUGGGCAUCAUGGGCACUGCCAUGGCGGGGCGAUUGGUCGACGCGGGCUAUCCUGUCACUGUGUGGAAUCGAUCGCGGGAUAAGUGCGCUCCCUUGGAGGCCAAAGGCGCCAAGGUCGCUGAGACUGCACAGGAGGUCGUGGAGACCUGUGAUGUGACUUUUGCGUGCACUUCGGACCCAAUCUCGGCGAGAGCUGUGGUUUUCGGUGAGAAGGGUGUUUUGGCAGGCAUUACGAAGGGCAAGCGCUUUGUGGACAUGUCAACCGUAGAUGAGGAGUGCGUGAAGGAAAUCGCCGAUGCCGUCACAGCCAAAGGUGGUCGUUUUGUUGAGGCACCAGUCAGUGGCUCCAAAGGUCCCGCGCUGCAAGGCCAGCUGGUGAUCCUUGCAGCUGGAGAGGAGGCCCUCCAGAAGGAGGUGCAGCCUUGCUUCGACGUGUUGGGCAAGAGAACGUUCUUCCUCGGUGAGGUAGGAUGUGGAGCAAGGAUGAAGCUCGUUAUCAACAUGGUGAUGGGAAUCAACAUGGUUGCUCUGUCUGAGGGUCUUGCAGUGGGACAGAAAGCAGGCCUCCAAGGGAAGGAUAUCUUAGAGGUCAUUAAAGAAGGCGCCAUCGCGUCGCCAAUGUAUGGCUUGAAGGGUCCGAAAAUGCUGGAGGGAGACUUUGCUCCCAACUUCCCACUGAAGCACCAACAGAAGGAUGUCAGAUUAGCCGUGGAUCUCGGUGACAAGGUGGGACAGCCAAUGCCGCUGGCGGCUGCUGCCAAUGAAGCUUUCAAGGCAGCUCGUGCGGCGGGGAAGGGAGACGAGGACUUCUCAGCUGUUUUCGCUGCAGUGAAUCGAUGA
Messenger RNA from Symbiodinium natans, 873 nucleotides. NCBI's taxonomy places the organism in Eukaryota, Dinophyceae, Suessiales, Symbiodiniaceae. The record is from the annotation of a GenBank genome assembly.